Molecule: messenger RNA, 243 nt
Organism: Arctia plantaginis
Lineage: Eukaryota; Metazoa; Arthropoda; Insecta; Lepidoptera; Erebidae
Source: the annotation of a GenBank genome assembly
AUGGAGUAUGCUAGGGUGCAGGAAUUGUGGCGGAAGUGCCCUAGUCGCGCAGCUGCCGAAAUCAUCGACGGCCAGAGCCGCGGUGUGAGGCGCAGCCUUGAUGAACUGGAAGCCUACUGGCAGCGAAUCAUUGAGACUGUGUCGGACGCCCCGGGCCCCGCUCCGGAAGCUUUGCGUAAAGCGAAGCACUCCGCGCAGCGUGGGGAGCUCGUCGAUGUCGCUGAUGAUGCCCUUUUCCGUUGA